Homo sapiens (human) is the source of this 2776-nucleotide messenger RNA. RefSeq names its product zinc finger protein 124 (gene ZNF124). The transcript has 4 exons. Gene Ontology annotation, cellular component: nucleus. Gene Ontology annotation, biological process: regulation of DNA-templated transcription. The record is from RefSeq and is marked reviewed. Lineage: Eukaryota; Metazoa; Chordata; Mammalia; Primates; Hominidae. Bases 144 to 1199 code for a protein of 351 amino acids.
GCCCGGCCUUUGUCUCUCGUGCCCGCACGUGCGUGUCUCGGUCAGUAGCCCUGCGCUUCUCCUUCACUCUCGGCGGUUCAGGAGGCUCUGCCGCAGCCGGGGCCCUCCUGUGACCUGCAUGUACUGGGGGAUUCGCAGGGAGGAUGUCGGGACACCCCGGAAGCUGGGAAAUGAACUCGGUUGCCUUUGAGGAUGUGGCUGUGAACUUCACCCAGGAGGAGUGGGCUUUGUUGGAUCCUUCCCAGAAGAAUCUCUAUAGAGACGUGAUGCAGGAAACCUUCAGGAAUCUGGCUUCCAUAGGAAACAAAGGGGAAGACCAGAGCAUUGAAGAUCAGUACAAAAAUUCUUCAAGAAAUCUAAGGCACAUCAUAUCUCAUUCUGGAAACAACCCAUAUGGGUGUGAGGAAUGCGGAAAGAAGCCAUGUACAUGUAAACAAUGUCAGAAAACUUCCCUUUCUGUCACAAGGGUUCACAGAGACACAGUAAUGCACACUGGAAAUGGACAUUAUGGUUGUACAAUAUGUGAGAAAGUUUUUAAUAUUCCCAGUUCAUUUCAGAUACAUCAGAGAAAUCACACUGGAGAGAAACCCUAUGAAUGUAUGGAAUGUGGGAAAGCCUUAGGUUUUUCCCGUUCUCUUAAUAGACAUAAAAGGAUUCACACUGGAGAAAAACGCUAUGAAUGUAAGCAAUGUGGGAAAGCCUUCAGUCGUUCCAGUCACCUUCGUGACCAUGAAAGAACUCAUACUGGAGAGAAACCCUAUGAAUGUAAGCACUGUGGGAAAGCCUUCCGUUACUCCAAUUGCCUUCAUUACCAUGAAAGAACUCACACUGGAGAGAAACCUUAUGUGUGCAUGGAAUGUGGCAAAGCUUUCAGUUGUCUCAGUUCCUUGCAAGGACAUAUAAAGGCUCAUGCUGGUGAAGAACCCUAUCCAUGUAAGCAAUGUGGGAAAGCCUUCAGAUACGCCAGUUCCCUUCAGAAACACGAGAAAACUCAUAUUGCACAGAAACCCUAUGUAUGUAACAAUUGUGGUAAAGGCUUCAGAUGUUCCAGUUCCCUUCGUGACCAUGAAAGGACUCAUACUGGAGAGAAACCCUAUGAAUGUCAGAAAUGUGGCAAAGCCUUUAGUCGUGCUAGUACCCUUUGGAAGCAUAAAAAAACUCAUACUGGAGAAAAGCCCUAUAAAUGUAAAAAAAUGUAAAGGCUUUAAUCACUACAGUUUUUGUCAAAAACAUGAACAGUCACAUACUUGAGAGAAACUGUGAAUGUAAGGUGUAGGAAAGUACUUAAUUUUCCCAGAUUUCCUCAAAUACAUGAAACGAAUCAAACUGGAGAUAAACCCUAUGACUAUAAGCAAUAAGGUAAAGCAUUCAAUUUUUCCAUUUCUUUUUGAAAACUUGAAAGGACUCACUGAAGAAAAUCCAUAUGAAUGUUUAAAAUGUGGUAAGGCCUGCAGUUGUUCCAGUGGUAUUUGAUGGUAUAACAUAACUCAUUCUAGAGAAAAACUUUAUGAAGGUAUCGAAUGUGAGAAUGCCUUCAUUUAUCCUAUAACUCACUCAGAGACACAUGGUAACACAUACUCCAGAUUGACCUUAUAAAUAAAAGAAUGCCCACCAGAUUGAAAUCCUAGAAAUACAGAAAAUUCUGAAUUUUAACAAUUACUUUAAAGGUCAUGUGAAAACUCCCACUGGAAAUAAAUCCUGUAAAUGUAAAUAUUAUGGAAAACCUUAUGGAAAAUAAUUAUAGUACAAUUCUCAAGAAAAUUCACUAUGUGAAUGAGAUGUUUUAGGAGCUAUAAAUAAAUUGAAUAUAUUGGUUGCUCAUUUUUGAAGAGAGUCUCUAGAAUAUAGAUUUUCACUUCUUUUGAAAAAAAAAAAAUUGAGGUGAGACUUUUUUUUUUUUUUUUGAGAUGGAGUCUCACUUUGUCGCCCAGGCUGGUGUGCAGUGGCACAAUCUCAGUUCACUGUAAGCUCUGCCUCCCAGGUUCACGCCAUUCUCCUGCCUCAGCCUCCUGAGUAGCUGGGACUACAGGUGCCUGCCACCAUGCCCAGCUAAUUUUUUGUAUUUUUAGUAGAGAUGGGGUUUCACCGUGUUAGCCAGGAUGGUCUCAAUCUCCUGACCUCGUGAUCCGCCCGCUUCAGCCUCCCAAAGUGCUGGGAUUACAGGCGUGAGCCACCACGCCCAGCUGAGGCAAGACUUCUGUAAGUAUUCUUCAAGCAGUAGUACAAGAGUUAAAUAUGUAUUCUUCUUUUUUAAGCUGGUAAAUAAAUUUCCUUUUUCUACCCAUUUUAAAGUGUGUUGGUUAUAUGGGUAAAUUGAAAUGUAUUUCUUUUCCUUUUUUCUUGCAUAGCCAUUUUAAAAAAUAUUUUUUAAAUAUUUAAAGUAUAAAAUAUUUUUAAAAUUUUUUAAAAAUUUUGUGGGUUACACAGUAGAUGUGUGAAAUGUAUUUGUAGGUUUAACUUCUGUGUAGUUUAAUUAUUUUGUUAUUAAUUGGCCAUUGAUAAAUGAGUCUAUUUUCUUUGCUAAUAGAGUUGCUGUCAAUUUGUAAGUAUGUAAAGUUUAUUAUAGAGUAUAUUCUCACGUGAAUUAUUAUUUUCAUCUGUUGUUCUUUACAUUGUCAUUAUUUUUGGCUAUUUGCAUAGGUAACAUUGGUUUAAGGAGAGAGACCUGUGAUCGAACAGUGUCUUGUGUCUAAUCUGAGAAAGAAAGCAUCCAGUCUUAUCAUCAUGUAUGAUGUUAGCUGAGGGUUUUUAAAAUAAAUUCCUUAAAGCAGGUUGA